Messenger RNA from Paramacrobiotus metropolitanus, 1455 nucleotides. RefSeq names its product mothers against decapentaplegic homolog 3-like. Gene Ontology annotation, cellular component: heteromeric SMAD protein complex. Gene Ontology annotation, biological process: anatomical structure morphogenesis; regulation of transcription by RNA polymerase II; transforming growth factor beta receptor signaling pathway. The transcript has 4 exons. Gene Ontology annotation, molecular function: RNA polymerase II cis-regulatory region sequence-specific DNA binding; DNA-binding transcription factor activity, RNA polymerase II-specific; I-SMAD binding. The record is from RefSeq and is a predicted model, not a curated record. Bases 413 to 1135 code for a protein of 240 amino acids. Lineage: Eukaryota; Metazoa; Tardigrada; Eutardigrada; Parachela; Macrobiotidae.
AUUACUAUGGAAAUAAAUUAAAAUCUUAUAAAAAUCUGUCUUCCCGCUGAUUCUGUUGGAAGUUCGACGGAUAACUUUCUGCACAUUUUCCACAGAUUUAUAUGAAAAUUUGCAGUAUAGUAUUUUACGGGCCUUAAGACUUUGUGCGGUAUAUCUUGCCCCACUUGCCUUCAAUAUUUCGCUUCACCUGAUUUUGUUAUCGCACUGUGUGGGCUCAGGCUCUCCUGGGGCUGUGUAUCGGAUUCCCUCAGGAUUUUGAUCUCGGAUCCAACAUUCUCGUUUGAAUACUGAUAAUUAGUUGGCCAGGAUAACCAGCUCCAAUUGCGCUGCAUCGAAGUGGCUGUAGGUUUCUGCAGUAUCCCUGAAAGCUACGCAGGUGCGGAUUGCUCUUGUUUCUCCGAGGGAAUUCACUAUGAGUAUGGAAUACAGCAUGCCUCAGCUGGUGCCGAUCCCCAACGUAGAGAUGUUGGGCCAGGAGAAUACCAUUCCCAUGCAGGAAGAUGCCACCGUGACAUUCGAUCCGCGUACCCAUCCCAUGCCUGCAUUCUGGUGUUCCAUCAGUUACUACGAGAUGAAUGAUCGCGUCGGGGAUAUCUUCCACGCAUCACAACCGCUGCUGGUGGUGGAUGGAUACACGCAUCCGUCCAGUGCGGAUCGUUUCUGCCUGGGCCUGCUGUCCAAUGUCAAUCGCAAUGUCGAGGCUGUGGAGCCAGCACGACAGAAUAUUGGUAAAGGCAUUCGCUUGAGCUAUAGCGAAGGAUCGGUGUUUGCCGAAUGUUUGAGUGAAAAUGCGGUGUUCGUGCAAAGUCGUCAGUGCAAUGAGCGCUACGGAUGGCAUCCCGCGACGGUUUGCAAAAUUCCACCAGGCUGUAAUCUAAAGAUUUUUGAUGAUCAUGAAUUUGCCACCAAACUAAUGGAAUCGGUUGUGGAAGGUUUCGAAUGCGUGUAUAAAUUGACUCAGAUGUGCACAAUAAGGCUGAGCUUUGUCAAAGGCUGGGGCGCCGACUAUCGUCGUCAGACAGUAACCAGCACACCGUGCUGGGUGGAAAUCCACCUUAACAGUCCACUGCAGUGGCUGGACAAAGUUCUCAUCCAGAUGGGUUCUUCCCGUGCUCCCUGUUCCAGCCGUUCUUGAGAUGCUGCUGCUAGAUCUGAAUGGAUGUCACUCUCGUUAUUCCCGAUGCUGCUUUUCACGCCGAAAGAAAUAGGUAAAUUUUGCAGUUUUUAUGCGAUUGGUUGCUGCUGUUCUCGCUUUUGAUUGCUUUCGAUUGCCCAGUAUUUUAGACAAUAUUUUGCUCGUUGCCAGUUGUUACGGAAUAUUUUGAACAGUUAUUGUUAUUCUGUUUUUUGUCUUGUGUAUAUUUAAAGAUAAUUCAGUGGCUUGAUGAUACAUAUAUUUCACUUUGAUGAAUCAAAACGAUCUACAUUUGUAAUAAAAAUCACUUCUGCCAACGU